AUGCAGCUCCGCUUGCCGGUGGCCGCCUGGCUGUCGUGGCUUGCGCUGCUGGUGCCCGCGACGGCGGCGGGCUGGGAGCUACGUCUCACUAGCGGCGGCAGCCGCCGCCCCGGGGACUUGUUGCUGGAUCUCUCGCUGGGACCUGAGUGGCUCUACGAGCUGGACGAGACUCUAACGCCCCGCCAGCUGAGGGACGCCGUGGAAGUGACGGGCGACGGGCUGCUGAGGAGAACGAAAACGCCCGUGGAGUGCGCGGGCUUGGCCCGCAGCCCGCUGCCGCUCCACUUGCGCCUGGUCUCCCCGGUCGGCGGCGUCCUGCUCUCGCUCCGCCUGGCAGCUCACCUGCAUGGCCCCGGCUGCCGCAGCGGCUCCCGCCAAGGGACGAGCGGAAAGGGCUGGCUGCAGCCUCGCCUUUCCAUUUUUGCAGGCCUUCCUCUGAGGCAGCCUUUGCCAACCCCUCUUUGCUCCCCCGCUUCCCCUGAGCAGCAGGUGCCCCCGAAGGUGGGAGAGGCGGAUGGGGGGCCGCUGCUCUCGGCCCUCAUGGCGUUGACAAGUUUCCCUUACUGUAAGUGCCUCAAGGGCGGCCCCUUGAGCUGCAGGGACCAGGAGGGAGAAGUGGGGAAAGACGUUGACUGCCAGAAGCCCUCAGGGACCAGCCAUCUGCAGCUUCUUUGUCACUUGAGGAGGACCCAGGGGGAUAUCCUCAUAGAGCUGGGUAGCCCCAGUACCUGGGGAGCGAAACAGGUGGUGGGUGGAGAAGAAGGAGGGCAGGGUAAGCUGGAGGUGGUUAGAAACAGGGAGGCAGCCCACCCACAGUUUGGGACAAGGAGUGAGGGCAGCUGGGAUUCUUGGCCCCGAGGGCCCCGGAGGAUGAUGAGGAGCGUGAACAACCCACCCCAGUUCAAGCUGCCCAAUUACCAGGUGUCAAUUGCUGAGAACCAACCAGCAGGCACCACAGUCAUCACCCUGGAAGCCCAUGACCCGGACGAGGGGGAGGCAGGUCGGUUGACGUACUCCAUGGAGGCCUUCUUUGACAAGCGCUCCAAUGAUUACUUCUCCAUUGACUCUGAGACUGGAGUAGUGGUCACCACCCGUAGCCUUGACCGAGAGACUAAGGAUACCCAUGUGCUUCAAGUGACAGCAACGGACCAUGGCUCCCCACGGCACCGGUCAGCCAUCACCUUCCUAACCGUGACUGUAAGUGACACCAAUGAUCACGGCCCAGUGUUUGAGCAGCCUGAGUACCGAGAGAACAUUCGAGAGAAUCUUGAGGUGGGUUAUGAGGUGCUGACGAUUCGUGCCACAGAUGAAGACGCCCCAGACAAUGCUAACUUGCUCUAUCGUAUCUUGGAACCAGGUGCUGGGGAGGGAGUCUUUGAGAUUGACCCACACUCUGGUGUUGUGAGGACUUGUGCCCCUGUAGACCGAGAGCAAGUCUCGGAAUACCAUCUUGUGGUAGAAGCCAAUGACCAAGGCAAAGACCCAGGCCCUCGAAGUGCCACAGUCACGGUGCAUAUCACGGUUGAAGAUGAGAACGACAAUUCCCCACAGUUCAGUGAAAAACGCUACUUGGUACAAAUCCCAGAGGAUAGCCCAGUAAAUAGCCAGGUGCUCCAGGUGCAAGCCACGGACCAAGACCGUGGCAGCAAUGCCCAGGUACACUAUAGCAUUGUGAGUGGGAACCUCAAGGGCCAGUUUUAUAUCCAUUCUUUCUCUGGCUCUAUUGACUUGAUCAACCCCCUGGAUUAUGAGGCUAUUCGAGAAUACACCCUAAGGAUCAAGGCCCAGGAUGGAGGAAGGCCUCCACAGAUCAAUUCCAGUGGGAUGGUGUCCAUUCAAGUGCUGGAUGUAAAUGAUAAUGCCCCCAUUUUUGUAAGCACCCCCUUUCAAGCCACCGUAUUGGAGAAUGUGCCCCUAGGCUACUCAGUGUUACACAUUCAGGCAGUAGAUGCUGAUUCUGGGGAUAAUGCCCGCUUGGAAUACAAACUCAUUGAGUUGUCUCAUCCUUCUGCUCUUAUGUCCUUGGGUGGGGACAUGGGUUUUCCGUUCCAGAUCAACAAUAGUACUGGAUGGAUUACAGUGUCAACUGAGCUUGACCGGGAGACUGUGGAGAUUUACCACUUUGGGGUGGAGGCCAGGGAUCACGGUGUGCCUGUGAUGACUUCCUCAGCUAGUGUCUCUAUCACUGUCCUUGAUGUUAAUGAUAAUAGCCCUACUUUCACUGAAAAAGUUUAUCAGCUCAGGCUGAAUGAGGAUGCGACAGUAGGCAGCAGUGUCCUGACAUUGACAGCAGUAGACAGGGAUGUCAACAGCGUGGUGACCUACCAGAUCACCAGUGGCAACACAAGGAACCGCUUUGCUAUCACCAGUCAGAGUGCAGGUGGACUGAUCACCCUGGCCUUGCCCCUGGAUUACAAGCAGGAGAGGCAGUAUGUGCUGACGGUCACUGCUUCAGAUGGAACUCUAUUUGACACUGUCCAAGUCUUCAUCAAUGUCACCGAUGCCAACACGCACCGACCAGUUUUCCAGAGUUCUCACUACACAGUGAGCGUCAGUGAAGACAAGCCAAUUGGCACAUCCAUUGUAACCAUCAGUGCCUCUGAUGAGGAUACUGGGGAGAACGCUAGAAUCACUUACAUUCUGGAGGACAGCAUCCCUCAGUUCCGCAUUGACCCUGACACAGGAACCAUCACAACGUUGAUGGAGUUAGACUACGAGGACCAAGCCUCUUACACUUUGGCCAUCACAGCCCAGGACAAUGGGAUCCCUCAGAAAUCUGACACCACCUAUGUGGAGAUCCUCAUUUUGGAUGCUAAUGACAAUGUGCCCCAUUUCCUUCGUGACCGCUACCAGGGUACCGUCUUUGAAGAUGUGCCCCUCUCCACCAGUGUCUUGCAAGUGUCUGCUACUGACCGGGACUCAGGCCCUAAUGGCCGCCUCCUUUAUACCUUCCAGGGUGGAGAUGAUGGUGAUGGGGAUUUUUACAUUGAAGCCACAUCAGGGGUGAUACGGACACUGCGCAAGCUGGAUCGUGAGAACGUGGCUGUCUACACCCUGCGGGCUUUUGCUGUGGACAGGGGCAGCCCACCCCUAAAAGCCUCUGUGGAUAUCCAGGUUACUGUGUUAGAUAUCAAUGAUAAUCCUCCUGUUUUUGAACGAGAUGAAUUUGACAUCUUUGUGGAAGAGAACAGCCCUGUUGGUUCUAUCGUGGCCCGGAUCAGUGCUGUAGACCCUGAUGAGGGAACUAAUGCUCAGAUCAUGUAUCAGAUUGUGGAGGGCAACAUCCCUGAGGUCUUCCAGCUUGACCUUCUCAAUGGCGAUCUCACAGCCCUGAUGGAUCUGGAUUAUGAAAGCCAGACAGAGUAUGUAAUUGUGGUGCAAGCCACUUCAGCCCCUCUGGUGAGCCGAGCUACUGUGCACAUUCGCCUGCUAGAUCAGAAUGACAACCCUCCUGUGUUACCAGACUUCCAGAUCCUGUUCAACAAUUACGUCACGAACAAGUCUAAUAGCUUCCCUUCUGGAGUGAUUGGCAAGAUCCCUGCCCACGAUCCUGAUAUAUCUGACCAACUCGACUACACCUUUGUCCAGGGCAAUGAAUUAAACCUGCUGCUUUUGGACUCUACUACUGGAGAACUCAAGCUAAGCCGGGACCUAGACAACAACAGACCCCUUGAGGCCAUCAUGAAAGUAUCAGUUUCAGAUGGCAUUCAUAGCGUAACAGCACUUUGCACCUUACGGGUGAUGAUCAUCACUGACGACAUGCUGACUAACAGUAUCACAGUACGAUUGGAAAACAUGUCUCAAGAGAAGUUUCUUUCUCCACUGCUUGCUCUCUUUGUGGAAGGUGUAGCUACAGUGCUGUCAACAACCAAAGAGGGCAUUUUCGUCUUCAACAUUCAAAACGACACAGAUGUUAGCUCCAAUAUUCUGAAUGUGACAUUUUCUGCCUUGCUUCCUGGUGGUAUCCGAAACAAGUUCUUCCCCUCUGAGGACCUUCAGGAGCAGAUAUACCUCAACAGAACACUUCUUACUUUGAUAUCUACCCAACGAGUACUGCCUUUUGAUGACAAUAUUUGUCUGCGGGAGCCUUGUGAAAACUACAUGAAGUGUGUGUCUGUACUUAAGUUUGACAGCUCUGCUCCAUUUAUCAGUUCUAACACUGUCCUGUUCCGACCCAUACACCCUAUCAAUGGGCUAAGAUGUCGGUGUCCCCCUGGGUUUACAGGUGACUAUUGUGAAACAGAGAUUGACCUGUGCUACUCCAACCCUUGUGGAAACAAUGGCCUGUGUCGAAGCCGAGAGGGAGGAUACACCUGUGAAUGUUAUGAAGACUACACUGGAGAGUACUGUGAAGUGAAUGCUCGCUCUGGACGCUGCGCUCCAGGAUUAUGCAAGAAUGGAGGAACAUGUGUUAAUCUUCUCAUAGGAGGUUUCAAAUGUGAGUGUCCUCCUGGUGAAUAUGAGCGACCUUAUUGUGAGAUGACCACGAGAAGCUUCCCUCCGGAGUCAUUUGUCACCUUCAAGGGGUUAAGGCAACGCUUCCAUUUCACUGUCUCUCUCAUGUUUGCAACCAGAGAAAGGGAUGCUCUGCUUCUCUAUAAUGGACGUUUUAAUGAAAAGCAUGAUUUUAUUGCACUUGAGAUAAUUGAAGAGCAGAUCCAGUUGACAUUCUCUGCAGGAGAAACCACUACUACAGUUGCACCAUUUGUUCCGGGAGGGGUUAGUGAUGGACAGUGGCACUCUGUCCAGGUGCAGUACUACAACAAGCCAAACAUAGGAAGAUUAGGCAUUCCUCAUGGACCUUCAGGGGAGAAGGUGGCAGUAGUAACAGUGGAUGACUGUGAUACUGCAGUGGCUGUGCGUUUCGGAAGCUUCAUUGGAAACUACUCAUGCGCUGCUCAGGGAACACAGACUGGCUCAAAAAAGUCUUUGGAUCUAACUGGCCCUUUGCUCCUUGGAGGAGUUCCCAACUUGCCUGAAGAUUUUCCGGUGCACAACAGACAAUUUGUCGGCUGCAUGAGGAACCUCUCCAUUGACAGCAAGCCAAUCGACAUGGCCAGUUAUAUAGCCAACAAUGGCACUCUUGCAGGCUGUUUAGCUCAGAAGAAUUACUGCACCACCAACUGGUGUCAGAAUGGAGGCACCUGUGUGAACAAAUGGAAUACUUAUGCUUGUGAAUGUCCCCUGAGAUAUGGUGGGAAAAACUGUGAGCAAGUAAUGCCUUUUCCUCAGCGUUUCACCGGGGAGAGCAUCAUCAUCUGGAGUGAUCUCGACAUCACUAUUUCUGUGCCAUGGUACAUUGGCCUGAUGUUUAGAACCCGUAAGGUUAAUGGCAUGUUAAUGCAAGCAAAUGCAGGGGUGUCAUCCAAGAUCAACAUUCAGAUACUGAAUAAAUAUGUAGUGUUCGAAGUCUAUGAUGGUCUGAAUCAAGUGGCCAGUUUGAGGAUGACCCAGUCCCGAAUCAGUGAUGGCGAGUGGCAUCACUUGCUAAUAGAGCUGAAGAGUGCAAAAGAUGGCAAAGACAUCAAGUACCUGGCUGUUGUGUCCCUGGACUAUGGGAUGUAUCAGAGCACUGUACAGAUUGGAAAUCAGUUACCUGGACUAAAAAUGAAAAGCAUUAUUGUGGGAGGUGUCUCUGGAGAUCAGGUCUCCGUGCAGCAGGGCUUCUAUGGCUGUCUCCAGGGAGUGAGAAUGGGGGAGACGUCUACAAACGUAGCUACGUUGAACAUGAAACAGGCAAUCAAGAUUAAUGUCAAGGAAGGCUGUGAAGUGGACAAUCCCUGUGACUCUAACCCUUGUCCCCUGCAUAGCUAUUGUAGUGAUGACUGGGACAGCUAUUCAUGUGUCUGUGAUCCAGGGUACUUUGGAACAGACUGUGUUGAUGUGUGUAGCCUGAACCCAUGUGAACAUGUCUCCACUUGUGUCCGGAAGCCAAGUUCUUCUCAUGGAUACACCUGUGAAUGUGGGCAAAGCUAUUAUGGACAGUACUGUGAAAGCAAGAUUGAUUUGCCUUGUCCCAGAGGCUGGUGGGGAAAUCCCAUUUGUGGGCCUUGUAAUUGUGAAAUCAGUAAAGGGUUUGAUCCUGACUGCAAUAAGACUAAUGGAGAGUGUCAAUGUAAGACCAAUUAUUACAGACCACAAAACAGUGACGCUUGUUAUCCGUGUGACUGUUUCCCUUCCGGUUCCAAUAGUCGUACCUGUGACAUGGAAACAGGACAGUGUCCCUGUAAACCAGGAGUGAUUGGACGACAAUGCAAUCGCUGUGACAAUCCCUUUGCUGAAGUCACUGUUCAUGGCUGUGAAGUGGUUUACAAUGGAUGCCCCAAAGCAUUUGAGGCUGGCAUUUGGUGGCCACAAACCAAAUUUGGACAGCCUGCUGCUGUGCCCUGCCCCAAGGGAUCAGCAGGAAAUGCUGUUCGGCACUGUAAUAGCGAGAAAGGCUGGCUUCCCCCUGAACUUUUUAACUGUACUACUUUUGGUUUUGUGGAUCUUAAAAUCAUGAAUGAGAAGCUUCUCCGCAACGAGACCAGCAUGGAUGGUGACAAGUCAGUGCAGAUAGCCAAAGUGCUUCAGAAUGCCACCAACCACACAGGCGCCUUCUAUGGGAAUGAUGUCCGAACGGCCUACCAGAUGAUAAUCAGGGUGUUGCAGUAUGAGAGCCAGCAGCAGGGGUUUGAUCUGGCUGCAACAAAGGACGUGGAGUUCAAUGAGAAUAUCAUAAAAGCAGGUAGUGCUGUACUGGAUCCAAGCACCAAAGAGCAUUGGGAGCACAUCCAGAGGACAGAGGGGGGCACUGCGCACUUGCUGAAACACUACGAGGACUAUUUCAGUAAUGUGGCAAAGAACAUGAAGAAAACCUACAUGAAACCUUUCAUUAUUGUUGCCACAAACAUGAUUAUUGCUGUUGACAUCUUUGAAAAAUCUAAUUUUACGGGAGCUAAAGUACCACGGUUUGAUGCGAUUAAAGAAGAUUAUCCGAGAGAUUUGGAGUCGUCUGUUUUGUUUCCUGAUACUUUGCUCAAAGCUUCCGACAGAAAAGUGGUUCCUACAAUGAAGCCUUCAAACCAUCGGUUGUCUUCUAAGAUGGAAGAUGAUAUUUUUAAGAGCAAAAAUGUACUUGCAAAAAGAAAGCGUCGCCAUCCGGAGGAGUCUAACCAGUAUGCUGUUGCCAUGGUGAUUAUAUACCGAACCCUAGGACAGUUUCUGCCUGAGAGCUAUGAUCCUGACCGAAGGAGUUUAAGAUUACCCAAUCGGCCCAUCAUUAACACUCCAAUAAUCAGCGCAAUAAUUUAUAGAGAUGAGGAGUCUUUACCAAAUCUUCUGGAGAGCCCCAUUACAGUUGAACAUGCCAUGCUGGAAACUGAGGAGAGGACAAAACCAGUUUGUGUGUUCUGGAACCACUCAAUUGCAAUUGGAGAAACAGGAGGCUGGUCCUCAAAGGGAUGUGAGCUGUUUUCUCGAACCAAGAGCCAUAUCAUAUGCCAGUGCAACCAUAUGACCAGUUUUGCUGUCCUAAUGGAUAUUUCAAAACGUGAAAAUGGUGAGGCACUUCCUCUGAAGAUUAUCACUUACACGACAGUCUCCAUCUCACUGGUAGCUUUGCUGCUCACCUUUAUUCUUCUUGUCUUGAUCCGAACACUGCGCUCCAACCUGCACAACAUCCACAAAAACUUGGUGGCUGCCCUGUUCUUCUCAGAAUUAGUCUUUCUGAUAGGAAUCAACCAGACAGAAAAUCCGUUUGUGUGCACUGUGAUAGCCAUUCUUUUGCACUACUUCUACAUGAGUACUUUUGCCUGGAUGUUCGUUGAACAGCUUCACAUCUACCGCAUGCUGACUGAAGUGAGGAACAUCAAUUUUGGACAUAUGAGGUUCUACUAUGUCAUGGGCUGGGGGAUUCCUGCAAUUAUAACAGGUCUUGCUGUGGGUCUGGAUCCACAGGGCUACGGGAACCCAGAUUUCUGCUGGCUCUCUGUUCAUGACACCCUGAUUUGGAGCUUCGCAGGGCCCAUUGUGAUAGUCGUGGUCAUCAACUUCAUAAUCUUCAUACUAGCAGUGAAAGCAUCAUGCAGACGAAGGCAACGUUCACUGGAGAAAACUGGUGUCGUUUCUGUACUACGGACUGCUUUCCUCCUAUUGCUGUUGAUCAGCGCUACCUGGUUACUCGGUCUGAUGGCAGUGAACAGUGAUGUAAUGACUUUUCACUACCUAUUUGCUAUCUUCAGCUGCUUACAGGGGCUGUUUAUCUUUUUCUUCCACUGUAUAUUCAAUAAAGAAGUGAGGAAACAUUUGAAAAAUACUUUCAGUGGAAAGAAGCCGCUUCCAGAUGACUCCACGACAACAAGAGCCACCCUGUUAACUCGGUCUCUGAACUGCAAUGACACGUAUAUAGAAGAACCAGAUAUGUAUCGCACCACAAUUGGGGAAUCUACAGUCUCCUUAGAAAGCACCGUCAGAGAUGAAGCUGCCCAGAAGAUCAGUGUGUCAUCAAGCCAAGCAAGAGCUGGCCAUACAGAAGGUGAUUCCUCUAUCUUCCACAGAAAGCCAUCAAAAUCCAAUGAGCAUGAUUCUGAUUCUGACAGUGAGUUGUCCCUUGAUGAACACAGCAGCUCAUAUGCUUCCUCUCACUCUUCGGACAGCGAGGAAGAUGUGAUAGAAGCAGAAAAGAAAUGGAACACAUCCACUCCGAAAAAUAAUGACCGGGGCCCGCUCCACAGCACUCCCAAAGUGGAUUCAGUUCCCAAUCACGUGAAAUCCUAUUGGCCUAAUGAGGGCAUAAUAGCAAGUGAUGGUGAGGAGCCCAGUGCAAAGCAAAAGCUGAAAGUGGAAACCAAGGUUAAUGUGGAACUUCACCGGGAAAACCAAGCAAACCACAGCAGUGAAAUACCUCAGGACAAAGAGAAUGAAGGGCAGCAAAAGGAGAGCAAGCCACUUGCCCAGCAGAACCACCAGCAGCCAGAACAGAGGAAAGGCAUACUGAAAAACAAAGUCACCUACCCUCCUCCAUUAGUGGACAAAAAUAUGAAGAAUCGGCUACGGGAAAAACUGUCAGAUUAUAAUCAAACCACUAUCUCAUCCAAAACUACUUCUGUUGGGACUAACAAUGGAGUUCGCGCCACUUCAGACUCUGGGGUAACAAUAAAAAACCCAAGGAGAGAUCAGCCUCCAGAACAAAUAAAUGGUUUAGCCAUGAAUGUCCACGUGGGAACUGUAACAGCUGAGAACUCAGAUUCUGAAGGCAGUAAUGAAACUUCAAUUUGAAUCAUCAGGAAAUUGUGAUGACUCUUGCGACUUGGGAGGACUCCUCCGCUGUGACAUCACUUCCUGGGAACCUCUUGAUUCUGCAUACUCUUGACCUAUAAAGAGGAUGCCAUGGACGUCAAAUCUGGAGAAAGUUUCAUAAUGCUGCAUACUUCAGAUUACUCCAUUUCCUAUGAGGUGCUCAAUAAGGGUGCAUUUGGUGCCUGAGGGAUUGUGUAAAUUGUGCCAAAACAUGGAGACCAAUCAGUGGAACUCGCUACUGGAGAAUAAUGCCUUUCAGAUAAGUAGACCCAGCCAUAGCAAUGUUACAAGGGCUGCCAGGCAGGACAGUCUAUACUAAGAAAUGACUUAUCCUUGAGGAAUGAAUGGUUAAUACUACAGUUCAACAUACCACCAACCAAGCUCUGUCUGGUUUUAGGACAUGUUGUGGUUUUGUCCAAUGGGAUCUCUACACUCAGGAGGAAAAUGUAUCACACCAAGUGCCCUUUAAUUUCUUCGCCAGCUUCUACACCAGUUUGCAUGGACACUUUGUCUUAAAAUACCAUCAUUUUGAUAUAAAUAUAUAUAUAUAUAUAGCUGUAGAUAAUUUUAUAUAUUUUGUAUGGUGAUUCUUUAAAAAGGUUCUUUUGUACAUUUCACAUAUAUACUGAUUUUCUUAAAUUUGAUAGCAGGAGAGCAAUUGUGAAAGAGCUUUGAUAUUUUUUAUAUUAAAAAAGAAUUGCACAAGUGUACUUGAAUUUGGCAUUUGAGGAGAGUGGGGGGGGGCAAUAUAAUUAAUGUUUGCACCAAGCCCAACAAUUGUGAUACAGUCUUUUUAAAAAAGGCUGUAAUGCAUCUAUUGACAUCCAAAUUCAUAAACAGAAUUUGUCAGGAAAAGAACUGAAAUAAUUUAAGGGCACAGUGUGCAUUUUUAUACUUUCGACACUAACCAACCAAGAACCACAAAAUAUAUCUGUGGUUGAUUAAUAUGGCAGUCCCCCAUUCAUCAUCUAUGUACAGACAUUUUCCCUGUGGUGUUCACAUCCUGUCUUCAGCAGGUUUGAAUUGCUUUUACGAGUAAAAAAUUUUUUUUAAUAAUAUCAUCUAGUUUUCAUAUUAAAUUAGUGUAACCUUUGAUGCUGGUCCACCUUUAACCUUGCUUUUCUCUAAAAAUUUUUAAUAAUAACCCUGCUUUGGAUUUUCUAUAACGCUCUGCUUCCUCACCACUCCUCCCCGCCUACUUCAUUUCGCAAACCAGAGCAUGAAAAACCUAUAGAUGCUUCAGUUUAAUUUGUCAAUGCUUUGACACUAUUCACAC
This is a messenger RNA of Elgaria multicarinata webbii, 10555 nucleotides long. RefSeq names its product cadherin EGF LAG seven-pass G-type receptor 1 (gene CELSR1). Gene Ontology annotation, cellular component: plasma membrane. Gene Ontology annotation, biological process: cell surface receptor signaling pathway; homophilic cell-cell adhesion; G protein-coupled receptor signaling pathway. Gene Ontology annotation, molecular function: G protein-coupled receptor activity; calcium ion binding. The coding region runs from base 1 to 9258 and encodes 3085 amino acids. The transcript is spliced from 35 exons. Lineage: Eukaryota; Metazoa; Chordata; Lepidosauria; Squamata; Anguidae. The record is from RefSeq and is a predicted model, not a curated record.